Messenger RNA from Rana temporaria (common frog), 2796 nucleotides. Its product is annotated as patched domain-containing protein 3-like. The record is from RefSeq and is a predicted model, not a curated record. Gene Ontology annotation, cellular component: membrane. The transcript is spliced from 3 exons. Bases 19 to 2634 code for a protein of 871 amino acids. NCBI's taxonomy places the organism in Eukaryota, Metazoa, Chordata, Amphibia, Anura, Ranidae.
CUGACUGCAGGGUGAAGAAUGCCUGGUUGUCGGACAGACUGUAUACAGAGACCUCUCUCUCUUGUAUUCUACAAGCUGGGGAAAGUGGUGAGCAGGUACCCCUGGUGGUUCCUCUUUAUUCCCAUGGUUAUAUCUGCAGGUCUGGGAGCUGGAUUUUACUUUUUGCCUCAGAGGCAGGCUAAUGACAUAGAAAAUGAGUUCACCCCAAUAGGAGGUCCAGCUAAAUCUGAGAGAGAAUUUGUGAGGACACACUUCCCAACCAACGACUCCGGGCAUUUCUCUGCACAGAGACUCUAUACAGAAGGUUUGUUUGUUUCUCUCAUUGCUGUUAGCAUGUCUGAUAAUAUUAUCAAUGUUGAUUCAUUUAGAGAGCUGAUUAACCUGGAUGAGAUGGUGCAGAAUAUGAGCAUUACUGUGACUGAGCCUGAUGGUGACGUGAUUGUAAAUUUCCAACGUCUAUGUGCAGAGGUACAGGAGAGGAAAUGUAUGGAAGUUAAUCCCCUUCUAUCUUCAGUACAAAGUAAUUUGAGUUUGAUAGAGACAAUAAGUAUUAGCUACCCCAUGUUUCAGGGGAAAUCAUUCCUAGGAACAUCCCUGGGUGGAGUGACACUCAGUCCAAACAACACCGUGGAGAAAGCUAAAGCGGUUCGGUUGGUGUAUUACCUGAGAGAGGAGAAUGAACACGACAGAAAGAACAGCCUACUAUGGAUUGAGCACUUUAUCAAAUCAGUCAACAUUGAUUCUCUACAACUUAAGAAUGUACAGGUAAUACUUUACUUACUUGACUGUGUGAGGAAUAAAUUCUGGGUUGCAGCAUUCGGAGUCGUUACCUCUGGAUUAGCCAUUCUCUCUAGUUUUGGCCUGCUGUUACUAUGUGGAGUGCCUUUUGUUAUUACUGUGGCAAAUGCUCCUUUUCUUAUUUUAGGUGUUGGAGUGGAUGACAUGUUCAUUAUGGUUUCCAGUUGGCAGCAAACUAAAGUUAAGAGCCGAGUCGAAGAAAGAAUGGGCAAGACAUAUGAAGAAGCUGCAGUCUCCAUUACAAUCACAACCCUCACAGAUGUCUUAGCUUUCUAUAUAGGAAUUAUGACUUCUUUUGGCUCUGUGCAAUCUUUCUGCAUUUAUGCCGGAACAGCCAUAUUGUUCUGCUUCCUAUAUAACAUCACUUGUUUUGGUGCAUUUUUAGCCCUCAAUGGGAGAAGAGAAGAGAGUAACAGGCACUGGUUGGUUUGUAAAAAAGUUCCAGAACAAGAAGAUGACCAUCGAUCGCAUCCAUAUAACCUGUGCUGUGUUGGGGGGAAAUAUAGUGAAAUCACAGAUAAGGAAUAUGAUCAUCCAAUUACAGAUUUUUUCAGUGGGCAAUAUGGUCCAUUUUUAACCAACACUUGGACUAAGAUCAUUGUGUUGGGUUUAUAUGGUGGAUACUUGGCUGGCAGCAUAUACGGGUGCUUUCAAGUACAGGAAGGAAUUGAUUUACGGAACUUGGCUACUGACAGCUCCUAUGUCCGUUCUUUCUACGACAAUGAAGACUUAUAUUUUAAUCAGUAUGGUCCCAGAGUUAUGGUUGUGGUUACACAGGAAGUUUCCUACUGGGAUAUAGAUGUCCAUAAUAAAAUUGACAGGUGUAUGGAAUCGUUUAAACAAACUUCCUAUGUCAGUGAAGACCUCUCUGAGUCCUGGUUGACAGCAUACUUAGGUUUUGCUGAACUUUUUAAAUUUAAUGUAACUGACGAAAAUAAUUUUGUAGGAAAUUUAUCAAGAUUCUUUACUCUAUUUUCAGAUUUUAAACAAGAUGUGGACAUUCAGGCAGGUGCUAUAAAAGCUUCCCGUUUCUUUAUCCAGACUAUGAAUGUCACUUCUGCCAUUGACGAGAAAAACAUGUUAAAUCAGGUUCGGGACACAGCGAAGAGUUGUGAGGUCCCUGUCCUUGUGUACCAUCCGGCAUUUAUAUACUUUGAUCAAUAUGCUGUAAUCAUCAAAAACACAAUUCAAAAUAUUGCUGUAGCUGCUAUUGUUAUGCUUGUUAUUUCUUUACUGCUAAUCCCAAACCCUCUGUGUUCCCUCUGGGUGACAUUUACCAUUGCUUCUAUUAUUGCAGGAGUCACUGGAUUCAUGGCUUUGUGGGACGUUAACUUAGAUUCCAUAUCCAUGAUCAACCUUGUUAUUUGUAUUGGGUUCUCAGUGGAUUUCUCAGCCCAUAUCUCAUACGCCUUUGUUUCAAGCAAGAAAUCUACAGCAAAUAAGAGGGUGAUUGAGGCAUUGCAUUCUCUUGGCUAUCCUAUAUUACAGGGAGGUCUCUCCACCAUCCUGGGCGUCAUAGUACUCUCCACUUCAGAGAGCUACAUCUUUAGAACAUUUUUUAAGAUCAUAUUUCUUGUUAUCACUUUCGGAAUGCUCCAUGGGCUGGUUUUUCUUCCAGUGUUUCUGACAUUAUUUGGAAAUUGUGGCCAUAAACCUCACGGGGAUGACAAUACAAUAAAGGUGAAAGGAACUAUAGAUGACAAUGGCCUUGUGGAGAAUACAAAAGAUAAUCUAAGUGAAAAGCACUUUAGUAAUCAAAAUGUAAAUAUAAGCUAUUUCUCAAAUGAAGCACUUAGUCCAGAUCCUGUAAAGGACAAGCAGACGACCCCCCUCUAAUUAAAAGAAUCCAUCUUGAUUGAGUUUAGGCUGGAAUCUGAAUAUUUAAUCUUUGCUUAUUAUUACGGUGCAGAAUUACCUAGAGAAAUUUUUACUUCCCCUCUAUUUAGUGUUACUAAUAUUCUCUGAGCCUGACACUUAAAGCGGGAGUUCACCCAUAAG